AAUUCGAAAUUAUUGUAAUUGGUUAAAGACUUCAGAACUUUAAUUACUCUGUACUUAUUUAACAUGGAAAGCGUAAACGUAAUAACAAUUCCGAGUGAUAUGUUAAAGCUUAUUCCUCUUUUUGGUGGAGACAAAAGAAUUUUGAAUCUAUUCUUUCGAAAAUGUGAAUAUAUAAUUAAUAAAUUUAGAGGGCAUGAAGAACAGAAUAUUUACGUUUUACAUGCCAUAACUAGUAGAUUAAUAGGCGAUGCCGCCGCGUUAUUAUCCGAGCGCGAAGACAUUAAUACUUGGCCCGCUUUAAAGGAAUUACUAGAACAGCAUUUUGGUGAUCCGCGUAGUGAGGAUUGCAUAAAAAUCUCUCUCGAGUCCUGUAAAAUUAAAUCCGGCGAAAGUUACCUUGAAUUUUGUAAUAGGAUACAGAAUAUUCGAUCAUUAUUAAUAUCGAAGGUAAAUUUAUCGGUAGAUAUGGAAAUUAAACGCGCGAAAAUUGCGAUUUAUAAUCAUACAGCCCUGAACGUUUUCUUAUAUAAUUUGCCCGAAAGCAUGGUGCGUAUUGUUAGACUGAAAUCACCUAGUACAUUGGAACAGGCUUUAGAAAUCGUUUUAGAAGAAGUUAAUUUUCACGAGCAAUACCAAUCUCGCAAUCGUAUCCAUAGUAAUACGGUGCCGAAACAAACGCCUAACGUUACGGUGCCUCAAUUUUUACAAAAUAAUCCUCAACAAAGAUCUAAUUUUGGGAUACCAAAUGUACCUCAAAAUGCACAGCAGGCAAAAUUUGGUUUUAAAUUUACACCUCAACAACCGUUUAAUAAAAACCCACAGUUCGGGUAUAGGCCAACAUUUAAUCAAAACCCAAAAUUUGGUUAUAGGCCUCCUCAAACUUUUGGUAUGACGCCACAGAAUUUCGGUCAAAGACCUCCUCAAAAUAACCACUUUGAGUCUACUGACGUUUCCAUGAGGACGGCACCCCCUCGACCACAAAAUAUAACUCAGCCAGGUUUUAGAGUGAACGAAACCGACUUACAUAAUGACAAUAAUUAUUACUAUGACUACAAUCCUUACCACUAUACGAAUUACUAUAGCUAUAAUCCUUACGACUAUACGAAUUACUAUGGAUGUAAUCCUUACGAUACGAAUUACGAAUACGAUGAGAAUGAGAUUUAUACACCCACUGACGAUACCCAAGACAUUAAUGUGCAUCCGUCUGAUGAAGAAAAUUUUCGAACGAAAGCCUCUACAAAGAAAAAAUCAUAGAGUUAAAUUGCAAUCCAAGUCUGAAAUUGCCACACAUUUAUAUUCCUGAAAAUAAUUCCAAAUUUAUGAUUGAUACUGGGAAACAAAAUUUAAACGCGGACGCUUUAUCUAAAAUUAGGGUUAACGCUACGCAUUCCGAUAACGAAAACGAAUCUAUGGUUGUUAAUAUAGGCGAUAGAGACAAUAGGCCAAGAACGCGUAACGACUCUAGUACAAUUACUAUAUCAGAACGCGAUUCUAGUGAAACGAUAUCUAUUCCCGACUCUGAAACUCUA
Messenger RNA from Colias croceus (clouded yellow), 1529 nucleotides. RefSeq lists its product as uncharacterized. Bases 64 to 1254 code for a protein of 396 amino acids. The record is from RefSeq and is a predicted model, not a curated record. The transcript has a single exon. NCBI's taxonomy places the organism in Eukaryota, Metazoa, Arthropoda, Insecta, Lepidoptera, Pieridae.